AUGAGGCCUUGUCACUACAAACUUGAAGAUAAACGAAACCGAGUCAAUGAGCUCACUCAAUUCAUUAUCGACCAGGAGUUCACACCACCACCAGCGCUUGUUGACAACGAAGCAAUAUUCAGGAAUGUAUUGGACAGCUUAGGAAUUCAACAUAUCCAAAAGUCCUUGAAUGGAGCUGAAAGGAAGAAGGAAUUUGAUAAGCAGACCAACCUUGCAGACUCCGAUCAAAUCUACUCAAACGAUGGCGCUGACACCCAGAGCCUGGAUAUUGAAGAGUUGGAUCCGGACAUGAACUUGCUCAUGGAACCUUUCAUAAUUUUGGAAGAUAACCAUCCAUGCGAUGCUCAUUCCGAUGUCUUGACUGCACAAAGCGCCUCUGAUGAUUUCAUUCAGCCCUUUUGGGAUGGAGCCUCGUCUGCCCUGGACGAGGAGCGCAGCAAAGAUCGUGGCUCUUUACCACAGCAAUCUGGCCUUAGGCCCAGCGUCAAUGAUUUAAGGGAACCCGAAAAUGUCCCAAAUUCCGAGAUCAGUGGAAAUGAUGGCACAGAAGAUAUCGUUGACAGACUAUCCGACCGCAUGGGCAGUCUUCAAAUUGGAUCAGAUGGACAGGUUAGAUACUACGGUCCCACGUCUCAUUUCAAUCUUCUACGGAUGCCCACUCCUGAUAAUUUGACAAUUCAUCGCACAAUCCGGAAGGAUGGUCAAGACCACCUCAAUCGCAUGGGACUCGACAAAGAAGUUCCCCGGAGUAUGGAGGAGCACUUGAUCAAUUUAUACUUCACGUGGCAUAGCCCAUCCGUUGACGUGGUGAACCGAGAUAUGUACGAGAUGGCAAAGCGACAGUGGCAGGAGCAAAAGGAAGAGACGUCUUCUUAUUCCGAGGCUCUCACAAAUGCUAUGUGCUGCCUUGGGGCUGCGUUCGAGCCCCGAUACCACCCGAACUUCAUUACAUAUCCCAGGUCCCUAUCCGACUUCUUUGCAGAUCGAGCGAAGACGCUUCUUGAUAUUGAGCUCGAUUCUCCCACUAUGGCCACUGUGCAGGCGAUGGUUGUUCUUAGUGGGCAUGAUAUUGGCUGUAAACGUGAUGCUCGGGGGUGGCUAUAUAGCGGAAUGGCAAUGCGUCUAGCUUUUGAUCUGGGGUUGCACAUUGACAUGUCGCCUUAUGUCGCGAAUGGAUCCAUCAGCGAGGUUGAAGCUGAUGUGCGACGCAUGGUAUUCUGGGGCGCUUAUACAUUGGACCACCGCUGGGGUUUCCUUCUAGGACGCCCAUUCAGGAUAAACCUCGAAGAUGUCACUGUCCAGAAGCCUGGUCUUGACUUUAGGCAGGACCAGGCCCAACGGUGGUAUCCAUAUGGACUCCCUCAUCCUACCGAAUUCCCUCAUGGUCUGUCAAUAGCCAACUCUGCUUCAUCACUAAAUCUGCAUCGCAUUGCACUCUGUGAAAUAAUGACACCACUGGGUCAUGUUCUGUAUGGAUCUUCAAAGAUCUCCAGAGAAUCACUUCAGAAGCUGAAUGUGGAGACUACUGAUAGGCUGUUGCACUGGAAAGCCAAUUUACCAGAAUUCCUACAAAUCAAUAUCAAUGAGUCCACAUCCCCUCAUCUACCGCAUGUGUUACUGCUCCAUCUAUACUACCAUCAAGCGGUAAUCCAUGCUCACCGACCAUGGAUGUCAAAAAGCUCAAUCCAACCCCAGCCCCAGCAAGGCGCCGGUCACGUCCACGCAAGACAAAUGUGCGUGGAAUCAGGUACCGCAAUAGCCAAAAUCCUUCAAAUCUAUGAGAAAUUCUAUACAUUCCGCCGCAUGAACAUCCAGGUCGUGUCAAUCACCUGCUCAGCUGCACUGAUGCUCAUUUUCGCCAAAGCCCUUCACCGCAGUACUCACGACGACGAAGAAAAUGUAGCAAAUCUGAACAUCUGCUUCCGCGCACUGGAGGAAUGUGGAUCGGCCUGGGAAAGUGCUAAGCGUGCACAAAAUUUUCUUCUCCAUAUGCAAGGGCUCUGGGAUAUCCAAAUUCGGCCUUACCGGGCUGGUAAGCGGGUAGGAUCCCAAUUCAUGGGUGGUUCAGGCUUGCAUGAGGAUUUCUUGCAGUCUAAGCGAUCACGAACUUCAUCUAAACCCCUGUUGAGUGGCAAUCCUGGGCGCUUGUGGGGUGGCGAUAUCCCUGAUAUUGACUCUGAUUCUGGGGAACUUGAAUGUUUGUGGGCUGCUACGAUGAGGGCUAUGCCAACUUCACAAUAG
Molecule: messenger RNA, 2241 nt
Organism: Penicillium longicatenatum
Lineage: Eukaryota; Fungi; Ascomycota; Eurotiomycetes; Eurotiales; Aspergillaceae
Product: fungal specific transcription factor domain-containing protein
Exons: 6
Coding region: 1-2241 (746 amino acids)
Biological process (GO): DNA-templated transcription
Molecular function (GO): zinc ion binding; DNA binding
Source: RefSeq, a predicted model, not a curated record